UGUUUUUUACUCCACGGUACGUACUAGUUAGCGGCCAGUUGGGCGCAAAGGAGCAAAGGUUGCUAAGGUUGCUAAGCUAGCUAGCCAGCCAAGCCAUGGCUGCUCCUCCACCGAACCCGGUUCCAGUGGCGUACCAGGCCGGCACCUCUCUGGCGGUGCCGCCCUGGUUGAACAAGGGAGACAACGGGUGGCAGAUGAUUGCGGCCACCCUCGUCGGUCUGCAAAGCGUGCCGGGGCUCGUCAUACUCUACGGUAGUAUUGUCAAGAAGAAAUGGGCCGUGAAUUCUGCGUUCAUGGCUUUAUACGCUUUUGCUGCAGUAGUUAUCUGCUGGGUAACGUGGGGUUACAAGAUGUCCUUUGGACACAAGCUCCUUCCCUUCUGGGGAAAAGGCGGCCCGGCUCUGGGCCAGAAGUUCCUUCUCGAAUGGACUACUCUACCCGAAACCACUCAGUAUUCCGGUAAUGGCGAGGUGGAGACGCCCAUGGCUCGGCCAUACUUCCCCAUGGCCACGAUGGUGUGGUUUCAGUGCGUGUUUGCAGCGAUCACGAUAGUAAUAUUAGCGGGGUCGCUGCUGGCAAGGAUGAACAUCAAGGCGUGGAUGAUGUUCGUGCCACUGUGGCUCACUUUCUCUUACACCGUCGGAGCCUUCAGCUUGUGGGGUGGUGGGUUCUUGUUUCAUUGGGGUGUCAUAGACUAUUCCGGUGGUUAUGUCAUCCAUCUUUCCUCGGGGAUUGCCGGAUUUACUGCUGCUUAUUGGGUAGGACCAAGAUCAAGAAAAGACAGAGAGAGAUUUCCUCCAAACAACGUUUUGUUGAUGUUGGCAGGAGCAGGACUUUUGUGGAUGGGAUGGGCGGGGUUCAAUGGUGGAGAUCCUUACGCAGCCAACAUCGACUCCUCCAUGGCAGUCCUCAACACCAACAUAUGCGCCGCAACCAGCCUUUUAGUCUGGACGUGGCUCGAUGUCAUCUUCUUUAAGAAACCCUCAGUAAUUGGAGCAGUUCAGGGCAUGAUCACCGGCCUCGUUUGCAUCACGCCUGGUGCAGGUCUUGUUCAGGGAUGGGCAGCUAUAAUCAUGGGAGUUUUGUCAGGCAGUGUUCCAUGGUUCACAAUGAUGAUCAUACACAAAAGGUCAAAACUUCUGCAGAAGGUUGACGACACGCUUGGCGUGUUCCACACCCACGCUGUGGCUGGUUUGCUGGGCGGAAUGCUCACCGGGAUCUUUGCAGAGCCUCAGUUGUGCAACCUCUUUCUGCCCAUCGUAAGUUCUAGGGGAGGAGUCUAUGGAGGAACUAACGGAGGAAAGCAGGUCCUCAAACAGAUGGUGGGUGGUCUAUUCAUCAUUGGAUGGAACCUCGUGGUGACUACUGUUAUCUGCAUUGUGAUAAAUUUGGUGAUUCCUCUGCGCAUGCCGGAGGCAGAGCUGCUCAUAGGGGACGAUGCUGUUCAUGGCGAGGAAGCAUACGCAUUGUGGGGUGAUGGGGAGAAGUAUGAUCCUUCAAGGCAUGACAUUUUGGAUGAUACUGUGCACAUUAAUCCCUCGAGUACUGGUACUACCCAGGUGGUCUAGAGGAGCAAGGACGAGCACAGUACUUAUAUAUUCUUGACACCGAAAUAAUUGUGUAAAUUGAUUAAUGCUAUGUGGUUUGUGCCUUCGAGGGCAGGCAGUUCCAUGUCUUUAAUUAUAUGUGUAUUUGUAAUUAAUGUCAUUAGUUUUGAAUGUUCGACAAUAAGAUUGAAAAAAUAAAUAAUGAAAAAUUAUAUACAUAA
Molecule: messenger RNA, 1768 nt
Organism: Juglans regia (Persian walnut)
Lineage: Eukaryota; Viridiplantae; Streptophyta; Magnoliopsida; Fagales; Juglandaceae
Product: ammonium transporter 3 member 1-like
Exons: 3
Coding region: 96-1568 (490 amino acids)
Biological process (GO): ammonium transmembrane transport
Cellular component (GO): plasma membrane
Molecular function (GO): ammonium channel activity
Source: RefSeq, a predicted model, not a curated record